Cooperia oncophora is the source of this 783-nucleotide messenger RNA. The record is from the annotation of a GenBank genome assembly. NCBI's taxonomy places the organism in Eukaryota, Metazoa, Nematoda, Chromadorea, Rhabditida, Trichostrongylidae.
AUGGACAAGCCAUUCCUCCGACUUGCUCCCAUCAAGGUCGAGAUUCUCAGGUUAGGAGCCUCUCGCAGUGCUCUUCAAAGAGGUCAUCUGAAACGUGCUACUGUACAGAAUGCUGUGACGGGUGAACUAGAGACAGCCAGCUACCGUAUUAGUAAGAGUGCAUGGCUUAAGGAAGGUGAGCAUGAGGUAGUUGCUCGAGUUAACAGGAGGAUCGGCGACAUGACCAAUCUCAAUCAGGCCACAUCAGAAGAUUUACAGGUGGCGAACUAUGGUCUUGGUGGUCAUUAUGACCCUCAUUUCGAUUUUGCAAGAAUAGCUAAUUAUGGCCUUGGUGGUCAUUAUGCUCCACAUUUUGACAUGUCGACGAGAGGCGAAAAGGAACCCUACCGAGAGAAUGGCAAUCGCAUCGCUACCGUGCUAUUCUAUAAAGAAGAGAAGAACGCGUUCAAAAACCUCAACACUGGAAAUAGAAUCGCAACCGUAUUGUACUACAUGACCCAACCUGAACGGGGAGGAGCGACCGUUUUCAACCACCUCGGUACCGCAGUAUUCCCAUCCAAGUUUGACGCACUCUUCUGGUACAAUCUUCUGAGAAGUGGCGAGGGAGAUUUACGCACAAGACAUGCUGCUUGUCCAGUGCUUCUUGGCGUGAAAUGGGUGUCGAACAAGUGGAUUCACGAACGCGGUCAGGAGUUCACGCGCCCUUGUGGUUUGGAUGAAGACGUUCAGGAAUACUAUGUUGGAGAUCUCACUCCCUAUUCCCGUAAGAAGAAGACUAAGUAA